AUGAAGGGCUUUUCGAAGCUCACGAGCUACUGUAAGCUCUUGGUUGCCUGCAACCCCUCUAGACGUGAAAUUGGCAUGCUAGUAGUGGGAUUCUUCAGUGCAAUUGCAUCUGGUGUCCCAUUUCCGAUCAUUGGUAUUGUCUUUGGUUCACUGCUUGACGAUUUCAACUCGGCGACUUGCGCCCAGGAAGAUGGGACCGCAACAGCCUCUUCUGAGUCUUCCGACCAGGGCUCCAUCAACAGCGAAAUUCUUCUGAUCGUCUACCUGGCCAUUGCGCAGUUCGUCACAAUUUAUAUUCACCUCACAUGUUGGACCAUGACUGGCGCCCGAUUGGCGCAGCGACUCCGUGAGAAUUACCUCAAGAACUUGCUCCGCCAGGAACCGUCAUACUUCGAUAACCUGCCUCCCGGUGAGGUCGCCUCGCGUCUCAACAGUGACAUUCAGACCAUUCGAUCCGGUACAUCCGAGAAAGUCGGGAUUGUUCUUUCGGCGAUCUCGUUCUUCGUCACCGCGUACAUCGUUGCCUUUAUCAAGGACUGGAAGCUUGCAUGCAUGUUGCUGUCACUGAUCCCGGCCUAUAUGUUGAUGUCGUUUGUCGGCAGUCAUUAUAUUGAGAAGUACUCCGGGCUCAUGUCCGAUCAUGCCGCUACCGCAGCAUCCAUUGCCUCAGAGGCCCUGUCCAACACUGUCGUAGUGCAAGCCUUUGGUGCCAACACUCGUCUAGAGGAGAAGUUCUCCAAGUCACUCAAGCUCUCGGAAGCUGAAGGCCUUAAAAAGGCUUUGGUGGUUGGUAUCCAGUCUGGUGUCCUAUACUUUGUUGCAUACGGUGCGAACGGUUUGGCCUUUUGGCAAGGCGCCAAGUCAGUCGCGAAGUCUGUAGCAACGGGAAAUGCAGGUGUGACUGUUGGUGCAACUUUCACUGUGAUCUUUGUCUUGAUUGAAGCCACCUUGCUUUUCAGUCAAGUCUCGCCAUUUCUUCACCUCUUCGUCCAGGCUGUUUCCUCAUAUUCCAAGCUCAAAGAUGACCUUGAGCGUGAGCCCAAGAUUGACGGUACUUCUGAUUCCGGCAUUCGUAUGACUCAGGCCGAGGGUGGCUUCGAGUUCAAGAACGUCUCUUUCACCUAUCCUUCCCGACCUGAGAUUACCGUCCUCGACAACAUCAGCCUGAGCAUCCCCGCCAACAAGCACACCGCUCUUGUGGGUCUGUCUGGCAGUGGAAAGUCGACAAUCGCAGGCCUGAUCACCAGACUGUACGACCCCAACUCCGGCCAGAUUACAUUCGAUGGACAUGAUAUCCAGGAAGUCAAUGUGAAGGAUCUCAGAAGUUUCCUCAGCUUGGUCCAGCAGGAGCCUUCUCUGCUUGACCGCUCUCUCUUGGAGAAUAUCGCCCACGGUUUAAUCAACUCGAGCAAUCCAAACCAUGCUCACCUCAAGGAGGUCUUCAUCCGUCCUGAUCUGGAAGAGCUCGCAACGAAUCUGCGCAAUGGAAAGGAUCUGAUGACCGAAGCCGCGAAAUUCGGAUCUGACGUUGUCGAGAUUGUGGAAUUGGUCAAGAAGGCUACCGUACUGGCUGACGCCGAAGGCUUCAUCUCUCGCUUGCAAUAUGGACUUGGUACUGUCGUUGGAUCCAGUGGUCGGUUGAUCAGUGGUGGCCAGAAGCAACGUAUCUCUCUCGCUCGUGCCCUAAUCCGUGAUCCUGCCGUUCUCAUUCUCGAUGAAGCCACGGCCUCACUGGAUUCCCACAGUGAACAGCGUAUUCAAAAGGCCAUCAACAACAUUGCUACCGGGCGUACCGUUGUCACCAUUGCUCACCGAUUGUCCACCAUCACUGGGGCUGACAACAUCAUCGUUAUGCACAAGGGUGUCAUCAUUGAGCAGGGUAACCAUGCUGAAUUGAUGGCCAAGGAUGGAUCGUAUGCCGAACUCGUCAAGUUGCAGACCCUCAGCAGCACACCCGACAAAAACGAAACUACCAUCAGCGUGGAGACUGCCAGCAGAUCGGAUCAGAGCUCCGUGACAGCUGGUGAUAUCGAGAAGGCCGAAUCAUCCAGCACUGCUCAUGAGAUCAUUAAGGAGAAGGUUCCUUCAGCCGAGGAAACCCCGGUUGGUGACUCUGAAGAUGAGGCCGAGGAAGAAGAGCUCGCGGCUCCCAGAAAGUCAGUCUGGGCUCUUUGCAAAGGUUUUGCUCCUACUAUGCGCCCGCAUUUACUCGUCAUUGCUCUUGCCCUGCUUGGCUCCGUCAUUGUCGGAGGAGCUUUCUCUGGCGAGGCUGUCAUUUUCGGAAACACUAUCGGAAGUCUGAACCCUUGCAACAGCGCGGCCUACAUUCGGUCGCAGGGUGAUUUCUAUGCUCUCAUGUUCUUUGUUCUUGCCAUCAUUGAGUUCUUCGCCAACGUUGUCAGUUGGGCUGGAUUCGGCUGGGUCUCCGAGAAGGUUGUCUACACCGUCCGUGUUUUGUCUUUCCGGUCUUUGUUCGAGCAGGAUCUCCAGUGGCACCAGUCUAACGGACGUACUCCUCCUUUGCUUCUUUCCUAUAUUACCAGAGACGGUAACGCUCUUGCUGGCCUGAGCGGUUCCAUUAUUGGUACUUUGUUCUCUAUCACCGUCAACCUCUUCGCGGCUAUCAUCCUGACCCACAUUAUUGCCUGGAAGAUCGCCUUGGUCUGUCUUGCUCUGGUUCCCCUUCUUCUCGGAGCGGGUUUCAUGGAACUCCUCAUUCUCGGCCGAUUCGAGGAGCGUCACGAGAACGCCUACUCUAUUUCAGUGGAUAUUGGUGUUGAGGCCAUUACCAAUAUCAAAACCAUUGCCUCCCUUUCCCUUGAAGACCAGACUCUGAAGACCUACCGCAAGUCCCUCAGUGGCCCUCGCAAGGAGACCCUUAAUGUCACCCUGCAAGCCAGCGCCUGGCAGUCGACUACCUACUUCCUCGGUAACUGUGUGAACGCCCUAGCAUACUGGUGGGGCGCCAAGCAGAUCAUCAACGGUACCUACACCCAGACACAGUUCCUGAUUGUUGUUUUCUCCCUCCUUGUGAGCGCUCUAUUAUGGAGUCAGAUGUUCGCUCUUGCCCCCGAACUUUCUCAAGCCCGAGCUGCCAUGGCCAGAAUCCUGGAUCUCAUUGAGCAGGGCUCUGACAAGAUGCGUGGCCGUGUUCCUACCCACGCGCCCAACGUCGCCCAGACAGACGGAGACAUCGAGUCCGUCGAGCCCAAGUUCAUCCAAUCUGACUCGCCCGCGUCCAGCGUCCAGCUUCGUGAUGUCCACUUUGCCUACCCCGCUCGCCCGGAUAUGAAGGUCCUGAACGGCCUGUCCAUCAACAUCAAGCCAGGUCAGUUCUGCGCCCUCGUCGGCCCUAGUGGUGCUGGUAAAUCGACAAUUAUCUCCCUUGCCGAGCGUCUCUACGUCCCAGAGUCCGGAUCAAUCCUGAUCGACGGUCUGGAUGUGACAAAGACCCGCGACCCUUCUUUCCGCGAAAACCUGUCCUUGGUACCCCAAGAGAGCGUCCUGUUUGAGGGAACAGUCGAGUUCAAUAUCGGUCUCGGCGCCAGACCCGGCAAAGAAGCAACCCACGAGGACAUUGUCGAGGCAUGCAAGCUCGCCAACAUCCACGAGACCAUCGAGUCGUUGCCAGAGGGCUAUAACACCAUGUGUGGACCCAACGGUAACCAGUUCUCCGGUGGCCAAAAGCAAAGAUUGUCAAUUGCCCGUGCGCUGGUUCGCAAGCCCAAGCUGUUGAUCCUGGAUGAGUCGACCAGUGCAUUGGACGCUGAGUCUGAGAGGCUUCUCCAAGAUGGCUUAAGCAAGGCUGCUAAGGGUAUCACUGUUAUUGCGAUUGCUCACCGUCUACACACUAUCCGCAAAGCUGAUGUCAUUUUCUUGAUUGAUGGCGGACGUUGCACUGACCAUGGAUCGCAUGAGGAGUUGCUUGAGAGGUCCGAGAGUUAUCGGGCUAAUGUUAUGCACCAGACUGUUGCCACUUAG
Messenger RNA from Penicillium pulvis, 3981 nucleotides. Its product is annotated as ABC transporter ATP-binding protein. Gene Ontology annotation, molecular function: ATP hydrolysis activity; ATP binding; ABC-type transporter activity. The record is from RefSeq and is a predicted model, not a curated record. Gene Ontology annotation, cellular component: membrane. Lineage: Eukaryota; Fungi; Ascomycota; Eurotiomycetes; Eurotiales; Aspergillaceae. The coding region runs from base 1 to 3981 and encodes 1326 amino acids. The transcript has a single exon. Gene Ontology annotation, biological process: transmembrane transport.